This is a messenger RNA of Penicillium canescens, 2704 nucleotides long. RefSeq names its product putative G1/S-specific cyclin Pcl5. NCBI's taxonomy places the organism in Eukaryota, Fungi, Ascomycota, Eurotiomycetes, Eurotiales, Aspergillaceae. Gene Ontology annotation, cellular component: cyclin-dependent protein kinase holoenzyme complex; nucleus. The transcript is spliced from 4 exons. Gene Ontology annotation, molecular function: cyclin-dependent protein serine/threonine kinase regulator activity; protein kinase binding. The coding region runs from base 707 to 2704 and encodes 665 amino acids. The record is from RefSeq and is a predicted model, not a curated record. Gene Ontology annotation, biological process: regulation of cyclin-dependent protein serine/threonine kinase activity.
AGAUCAUUCUAUACUACUCUAGUAUAUCCAAGUAUAUCAAGUAUAUCCCCGAGUGGUCCCUGCGCCCCUUCCCGCCACCCAGUUCUCUCGCCACAACUUCUCUCCCUUUUUGCCCCCCUCUUAGUCACAACAGAUUCUGUAAGUCCAAAGAGUCAUAAGCCUCCCGACUCUCUCUCUCUCCGCUCCCUCUCUGCCUAGUCACUUCAACGCCUGCCUGUAACAAGCAGCCACCAGCGUGGUUCUGCCUGUUCAUGCUCCGUUGAGUGCCCAGUUCUUUGCCAGUUACUUUCUCUUCAAAAUGUACCCUAUUGCCUCUUCCGACCCGAUCGCCUCUGCUGUUACCGACCUCGCCUCUGGCUUCUGAAUCAUCGAAAAAAAAAGAGUCACUCGCCACGUAAUAUAGCACUUGGUGAUCGGAUCGUGAAUACCCUUCUUCUAUUUCUUGUUUAUUGUCUUGUCUGGUCUUGUCUUGCCUUGUCCUUCGUCUUCUCUUUACUUAGUUGACUUAUUACUCUCCGCCACUUCUACCCGGUGGUUCCGCUUAUUCCCCCGAGUACGUCCAGUGUCCAACCUGGCGCCUCUCUACUAAAGGUCUGCCGUCGCCUACGUCGCAAAAGACGGCUUUGUCUCCUCGGCCCUCGUUCCCGGUUUCCUGCUUAACGGUUUCUUCACACGGUACAAAUCGGCCCAUCUCGCCCUAUCCGAAAUGAACCCGGAUAUGUCAGGGAUGGACGUCUUGGGUUUGAACGCUUCAAACUCAGGCUCUCAAUUGACAGCGUCUCACCACGCUCACCCUUACUCCUCGAUCUCCUCCGCGUCUUCCUCUUCCUCCUCCGUCUUCUCCCUCGACUGCAUCUCCUCCAUCUCGUCGACCUCCACCAACCCCGUUGAUGUGUGGGACAAUGAAGGAAACAGUCAAAGGAGUACCGGAUUUUGCUCCCGGCCUUGCAAAGGAUCUGCCCCCAAGGGGGAUGGUGUGGUGCCGUCCGAGUUGCGAACGCAUCCUCGACGCACUAACAGUUAUGCCUCUAGCGCUCCCAGCGCGCGGCCUCCGCCCUGUCUGCUCCGCCAGUCCGAGCGGAAGGUGAACUUUGUCGAUAAUCUCGUCGAUACCGCGUCCCAGAUCGUAGAGACUAUCUGGCCUCUGUCCGCCGCAGCAUCCCGCAGUGAUGCUGCGACUGGAUCUAAAGGCGUUCUUCCCCUCCGCAUCUUCAUUCAAGAAACACUCCGACGCUCGCGUACUAGCUAUAGUACCUUGCAGGUGGCUUUGUAUUAUUUGAUUAAGAUUAAGCCCCACGUGCCCACUCAUGACUUUACCAAGGAGCAGCCUCGGGAUCAGUCGCUCUUGCGGGCCAUGCAGUGUGGGCGUCGGAUGUUCCUGGCGGCGCUGAUUCUCGCUUCCAAGUAUCUGCAGGACCGCAAUUAUUCCGCUCGUGCCUGGAGCAAGAUUUCUGGUCUCAACACUCUGGAGAUCAACCAGAAUGAACUGAUGUUCCUCAAGGCCGUCGGAUGGCGCCUGCAUAUCGACGAAGCGACUUUCCAGCGCUGGACCGAUCUGGUCUUGAAGUUGACUCCUGGUGCCGGUGGUCCUCCGGUUGCUGAAGGUCAGUGUUGGCAGACGGUCCUACCCAGACUCACUCCUGAACUGGACUCUGUAGAGUCAGAGCCGAUGACCCCGGUUCCUGCUAUGGGGAUGGACCUUGGAUUGUCCGAGUCUCCCUCACCUCGCAGUAUCCCGAGCAACGAGUAUCUCUCUCGCGAGCGGACUUCCUGCCCACGGGGUCUUCCCCGGACGCUGGAGCCGACUCCGCGCAUGGAGCUUCCGAGCCUGGCUCUACCCGGGGUCCCGCGUCCUUCUAUGCUUCCUACGCCUCAGAUGACUCCUCAAUCUCAGGUGGCCUCCACUCCCGCUGCGAGUGCGGCUGCCUACUCUAGUCGCUCAGCUAUCAGCGCAGAAUGCGUGCAUGGCGCGAUCGACGCUCGAUCAGCGCCCCCUCUGUCAUUCUGCCCUCGGUCUCAGUCGUUCGAUGGUUACCCGGCUACGGUUCGCCGGUCAUCUUUGGCUCGCUCGACCUCUUCGGCUUCAUCUCCCGAAUCUAUGGUAUCGGAUGUGUCAACCCUGUCGUCCCGCUCAUCGCGCUCGUCGUCGGUUUCGUCCAAUGCCUCGGGAACCUGCGGGUCUGCACCAGCUCGUCUGGCCGUCAAGGCUACCUUGCGCUGCACCAGCAACUCCCUGAAGGAGUCCCGGAAGACCUUGGCCAUCGCCUCACCAAUCGAUGAGACUUCUCGAGUCGGUGUCUACAGCUCUCCUGAAUACCCCAGUUCUAUGGGUUCCUCAGUCCCCGACCUGUCUGCAUUCUCCCUGGAUCCCAGUCUGAAUGAAGCCGCUCAGAGUCUCUGCGAACUUUCCGGUGCUACGCCAGAGCGGCGUCAGUGCCGGAAACGUGGACGCACUGGAUCUGAUGAUCAACUGCUUCAGAACCAUGUGCGCCACCUGAUGAAUCUCGGUGCCUCCGGUGAACACACCGUGUUGCCCGAUGGUCAGCUACCGCACUCGUUUAUGAUGCAACAUGAGAAUAAUACUAUCUCCCAGCGAACUGGUCCCGUCUCAGGACCAGUCGGCAUGAAACGUGCCUGCUGCGGCAGUGAAGCACGCAAGGUCGCUAUGAAUCCGACCUUACGCGUUGCUGAGUUCUUGAAUUGA